GAGCCAAGAGCACAGAGACGGCGCUGCUCUGAACUCGGCCACCUGCCGCCUGGCGCUCCGCAGCCCGCGCGUCCCCGCCGCCCGCUCGCUCCGCCCGCUUCCCGCGACCCUGCGCUCCCGUGCGCGCGCGCGCUUGCCUGUUCCUGCAACUGUCGCCGCUGCAGCCUGGGCCAUGGCGACCUGCUUUCGGCUGCGGAGCUGCGGGGCCUCGGGCCUCGCGCUGGCGCCUCUGGGCUGCCGCCUCCGCCCCCGCGCCGGCUGCUCGGCGCCCGGCCGGGCCCAGCUCCGCAGCUACGCUGGCGGCCCCGCGGGCCUCUCCGCAGCGCUGCUGCGCACCGACAGCUUCGUGGGCGGCCGCUGGCUCCCGGCCGCCGCCGCCUUCCCAGUGUACGACCCGGCCAGCGGCGCCACGCUGGGCAUGGUGGCUGACUGCGGGGUGCCGGAGGCCCGCGCCGCUGUACGCGCCGCCCACGAGGCUUUCUGCAGCUGGAGGGGGGUCUCGGUCAAGGAGAGGAGUUUCUUACUUCGGAAGUGGUACGAUUUAAUGAUCCAAAACAAGGACGACCUGGCCAAGCUAAUCACGGCCGAGAGCGGGAAGCCGCUGAAGGAGGCCCAGGCAGAAGUCCUGUACUCUGCCCUCUUCCUGGAGUGGUUUUCAGAGGAAGCACGCCGCAUUUACGGGGACAUUAUCCACACCAGUGCCAAGGGGAAGCGGGCCCUGGUCCUCAAGCAGCCCUUGGGUGUGGCAGCAGUCAUCACGCCGUGGAAUUUCCCCAGCGCCAUGAUCACCCGGAAGGUGGGGGCCGCCCUGGCAGCCGGCUGCACCGUGGUAGUGAAGCCUGCCGAGGACACGCCCUUCUCCGCCCUGGCCCUGGCCCAGCUUGCAAACCAGGCGGGGAUCCCCCCAGGAGUGUACAACGUGGUCCCUUGCUCAAGGUCCAAGGCCAAGGAGGUGGGAGAAGCACUCUGUACUGACCCGCUGGUGUCCAAGAUCUCCUUCACAGGGUCCACGGCCACGGGAAAGAUCCUGUUGCAUUAUGCAGCGAACUCUGUGAAGAGGGUCUCCAUGGAGCUGGGCGGCCUCGCCCCCUUCAUCGUCUUCGACAGUGCCAAUGUGGACCAGGCUGUGGAAGGGGCCCUGGCAUCAAAAUUCAGGAACGCUGGGCAGACCUGCGUUUGCUCCAACCGGUUCUUGGUGCAGAGGGGCAUCCACGACGCCUUCGUAAGCAAGUUUGCUGAGGCGAUGAAGAACAGCCUGCGUGUGGGCAACGGGUUUGAGGAGGGCACCACUCAGGGCCCGCUGAUCAAUGAGAAAGCAGUAGAGAAGGUAGAGAAGCACGUGAGCGACGCGGUUUCCAAGGGGGCCACCGUUGUGAUGGGCGGGAAGCGACACCAGUAUGGGAGGAACUUCUUCGAGCCCACGCUGCUCAGCAACGUCACCCAGGACAUGCUCUGCUCUCACCAGGAGACCUUUGGGCCUCUGGCACCAGUUAUCAAGUUUGAUACGGAGGAGGAGGCGAUCGCCAUCGCUAACGCCACUGAGGUUGGGCUGGCAGGCUACUUCUACUCCCAGGACCCUGCCCAGAUCUGGAGGGUGGCAGAGCAACUGGAGGUGGGCAUGGUUGGCGUGAACGAAGGGCUGAUCUCCUCGGUGGAGUGCCCUUUCGGUGGGGUGAAGCAGUCUGGCCUGGGGCGAGAAGGCUCCAAGUACGGCAUUGACGAGUACCUGGAAGUCAAGUACGUGUGCUACGGAGGCCUGUAGGAGCCUCGUGCCUGGAGAACAGUAAAGGACGCUUGCCGCACACGCGGGGACAUGCCAUCCAUUGACUGAGUGACCAGGCCAUUAGUUAGGACUUUUUACACAUUCAGCCAUCUGUGAUCUUUAAAUAGAUGCAAACCCUACCCCUGCCGCUACCUAACAAGGGACCAACACAGCCACCUGCCUGGGGCUGCAGACUCCAGGGAGCCAGCACUGGCUGCAGAGUGAAGCACAGGACCCCACGUGACCCUCUGCCUCGGGGCCAGGCCAGUGAGACAGGCCCGCCCUUCAGGUCACCCUGCCUGGUCGCGGGCACGCCCAGCUCCCACCAGGCUACCAGGCCUCAUUCGGCCCAGAGCACUUGCUCAGAGCCCCGAGUAGGACUGGCAGGUGGGUCAGACCCGGCACCCCGUCCCUGGCCAGCCGGGCCCUGCAGGCACUGUUAACAGCCGUUGGCAGCGGCACUAAGCGGCCUGCUCGCCAGGUGAAGGAGCGCUCUGUCUCCAGGUCCUCAAUUAAAUGGGAGCCCUCCUUGUCCCACCCAAGCUUCAUGUUGCUCCUCUAGGAAAUGAGCCCCUGCGGGACGCAGGAUCAGGGGGCAGCCGUACAGUGGGGCCUCCCAAUCUCCACCUGCUCCUGAGCCGGGAGCACACCUAAGUGUGUCCAGGUACGCCUGGCUCAGGUCACCGCCAGCCUGGGCAAAAGUGACUUGCAAGACAGGGAGCGUGCAGGGUAGGAACAGGAGCCACCUGUGAGCGCAGCACUGCCCCUGCGCUGGGCCCAGAGAGGCCUGCCACCUGCCCACCCGAGCCCAGCCUUUUCGUCCUGGUGAAGUUCGCUCUUUCACUUCCAGAGGGCAAAAGCGCCUUCACCACCGUAAUCUGGAAGGGACGGAAGGUGCCAGUCCACAGAGAGGAGGAGGUCGAGGCCUCCUUUUACCUGGUAACAACACUUACAGACCGCGUCCCCCCCAGUCCCCCGUGACGGGUCGGUGCUCAGCCUGAAAGGAACACAGGCAGUUCCAGCUCCUCCCUCCCCUCUGUGCACGGAGGCCCCUCGGCUCACGCUGGGCAGUAGCGGGGAGACAGGAGGAAAGCCGUGCUGGAGGUAGCUGCUCGGGGCUCCCCAGCUCACCACACUGAGCCACGGCAGCUGCUGCUGAACGGCAGAUGCACAACGGCCGUGCACGUGGGACGCCUGCAGUCCUGCCACUGCUGUGCAUCUGGCUGGGACAAUACCUGCCCUGUGCCCAACCCCAAAGGAGAAUCAGAAAUCGGCCUUCCCGACACUGCCCAGGCCUGUCAGGAGGCCCGCUCAGCACGUUGACAGCUGAUUUCUGCUCCUCGUUUGUGAGCGUUCAGGUGGGUUCGUAGAAUGUCCUCAUUGCUUAAGAUUCGUGUGCCUCCAUCCUCUUUCUAUUAAGAAAACAAAUGCCCUGGCAUUGACUUUUAGAAGUAGAAUACCGAAGCAGAAAUGUCCAGAGAAGCACCUUAGAAUACACUUUUGACUCUGUAAGAAAGGGGGUUCCCUGGCCAGUGACAAAUUUUUGAGUUUUCUUGCAUAUUUGGCCCACUAGAUACAUAAGUCAAGGGCCAGAGACCCAUUGUAAUCUCCAUGAUCAGUUCUGUAGUGAGCCGUGACUUAGGGGCAGAGCUCAGACCGACAUGCUUAAGGCCCUGGGUUCAACGCCCAGCACCACCCAAAGAAAAAAAUAACUUGGAAAAGAAAUAACUUACUGUUCAGUAAAAUGGUUCUGGGUUCUGGGGUAAAAGAGAAGUGUGGGCUUUAUGGUUUUGUUUGUUUUGAGAUGGGUUCUCACUCUGUUGCCCAGGCUAGCCUCAAACUGCAGGGCUCAAGUGAACCUCCAGCCUCAGCCUCCCAAGUAGCUUGGACCACAGGCUGGUGCCAUCAUGCCUAUCUAAAAGCUAUUUUAAGUGAAUGCUUUGUUAUUUUCAAUAAGGUGGCCACAUGUGGUAUUUGGGAGAUAUAUACACGUAUAAGCAUGAAAUUGAAAAGGACCAUCAGACCAGGGGUGGGAAAACCACGGCCCAUUCUCAGAUCUGACCCACCUGCUGCUUUUGUGCAGCCGUGAACUAAGAAGGUGUUUGUGCUUUCAAAAGACUGGGGAGAAAACCCACCAGCGGUGUCUCAUGAGACUUGAAAACUCAUGGAAUUCGGAUUUGAGUCCAUCAGUAAAAUCAGACAGAGCCCGGCCGCGCCCGUGGGUCUGUGAUGUGCGCUGUGACUGCUGUGCUGAGGCAGGAUGACCUGCAAAGCCUGGAACAGUUGCCGCCUAGCUCCUCUGAGGAGGGCCGCCAGCCCCAGCCAGCCCAGGCCGCCGAGCCUGCCUUCCUGAAUUUUGGCGCCGUUUCAGCCUGGCAGUUUCUCCUGUGCAGAACGUGCUCUCCAGAGUCCUCAGCAGGAACUUGCCAGCAGUUAUGUCCUCACUCCCAUGACAACAGGAGUCUCACUGCUCGACUCACCUCCCCCGGCUGUGCAGGGCUGCUCUGUGAAGAGCAGGUCUGCGUCUGUGUCUUUGUCCUUAGAGAGGACUGUGAAAGUAAAGAUCAGAAGCACAAUGUCCACCAUCCUAUUUUACUGUGAACCGACACGUGAACUUGAAUUUGAGCCGCGCGAUUUUUCCCUCUAACGGCUAGGUGGCAGCCUUCUGAUGGCCUGUGUGCAGCUAGUUCCAGCAGCACUUCACUUGAAUAAUACUCAUGCUGUGAUUGUUUCAUGCUGUACUCUGUGGGCUGAAACUUGGAAGUAUUAGUGGGAAAUAUGUAAACACUGUGGUUUUUAAACAUGUGCACAUAACUUAUUUUUCUAGUUUUUGACGUAUGUCUCACUCUCUGGUCAGGAAACUUGCGUGUGUGUAACUAAUAAAUGCUGAAUGAACAUGG
Messenger RNA from Sciurus carolinensis (gray squirrel), 4662 nucleotides. It is a transcript of the gene Aldh5a1, whose product is annotated as aldehyde dehydrogenase 5 family member A1. NCBI's taxonomy places the organism in Eukaryota, Metazoa, Chordata, Mammalia, Rodentia, Sciuridae. Gene Ontology annotation, biological process: GABA catabolic process. Gene Ontology annotation, molecular function: succinate-semialdehyde dehydrogenase (NAD+) activity. The transcript is spliced from 10 exons. Bases 173 to 1762 code for a protein of 529 amino acids. The record is from RefSeq and is a predicted model, not a curated record.